AUGAAUGAGAUUAAUGAUGAUACUAACAAAGUACUACAAGAAUUAAUUCAAUGUCCAAUAUGUCUAAGACGAAUGCAUCAAGAAGUUUUUGUCAAACAUCCAAAUGUUUGUCGUAAAAGUCCUGCAAAUAAACGAAAUGUACAUACAUUUGAUAUGACACAAUAUCGUUCUGUAAGAGCAGGUGAAAAAAUUAUACCAGUACAUGAAAUAAAACCAUUUAAAAACGAUAAAUCUAGCAAUAUCAACGUACGACCUUCUCAAACACGAAGUGUUAAACGUGAGCGUCGUUCAGAUACUUUCAUACCACCUGUUAUCGACAAUUUCUGUUGUCCAAUAUGUAAACGUAAAUUUUGUGAAAAAGCUUAUGAUCGUCAUGUAGCAUUUUGUACAAGUAAAAUAAAACAAAUUCAACAACCACCUUCUGAAGAAAUACUUCUUGCUCGACUUCGACUUACUCGACGAAUUAAAUUCAAUUCAAAUCAAAUUUCUUCAACAUCUCUAAUUAACAAACAAUCAAUAAAACAAAAAAUCAUUACUUGCACCUAA
Rotaria sordida is the source of this 546-nucleotide messenger RNA. Lineage: Eukaryota; Metazoa; Rotifera; Eurotatoria; Philodinida; Philodinidae. The record is from the annotation of a GenBank genome assembly.